This is a messenger RNA of Acanthopagrus latus (yellowfin seabream), 2028 nucleotides long. RefSeq names its product E3 ubiquitin-protein ligase TRIM21-like. The coding region runs from base 104 to 1738 and encodes 544 amino acids. The record is from RefSeq and is a predicted model, not a curated record. The transcript has 2 exons. Gene Ontology annotation, molecular function: protein binding; zinc ion binding. Lineage: Eukaryota; Metazoa; Chordata; Actinopteri; Spariformes; Sparidae.
AGAGUGUUGCAGCUGAGACACACCUUUUGUUUCUCUCUGAACAGCGAGAAUCAAACUCAAUUCAUCUCAUCUUUUAUAAAAGUCUCUGCCAAACAGCGUGAAUAUGUCAGCUGACAGCAGCCUGCUCUUUGAGGACCAGUUUCUGUGCUCCAUCUGUCUGGAUGUGUUCACUGAUCCUGUCAGCACACCAUGUGGACACAACUUCUGCAAAAACUGCAUCACUCAUCACUGGGAUUUUAAUGUCCCUUGUGAGUGUCCCAACUGUAAAAAACGUUUCAAGAUAAGACCUGAGCUGCAGGUCAAUACUUUUAUCACUGAGAUGGUUUCUUGCUUUAAAGAGUCAGCUCAACAGAGAGCCAGCAGCAGCUCAGCGCAACAAGCUGCCAAACCAGGAGAAGUUCCCUGUGACGUCUGCACUGGAACCAAACUGAAGGCCCUGAAGUCCUGCCAGGUGUGUCUGGUGUCCUACUGUGAGACUCACCUACAGCCUCAUCUGACAGUGUCAGUCCUGAAAGAACAUCAGCUGAAACACCCUGUGGAGAACCAGCAAGGCAGGAUGUGUAUGAAGCACAAUAAACUGCUGGAGCUGUUCUGUAAGACCGACCAGACAUGUGUCUGCAUGCGCUGCACUAUUUCAGACCACAAACAACAUGAAGUUGUUCCUCUGAAAGAGGAAUAUGAAGAUAGAAAGGCAGAACUGGGUAAGACAGAGACUGAACUUCAGCAGAUGAUCCAACAGAGACAACUGAAGAUUGAAGAGUUCAAACAUUCUGUCAAGGUCAGCAGGGAAAAUGCAGGCAGGGAAAUAGCAGAAGGUGUUCAGGUGCUGACUAGGCUGAGACAUGCUAUUGAUAGAAAGCAGGCUGAAGCCAUUAAAGUGAUUCAGUCUAAGCACAAACUGAUAGAGAAACAAGCUAAAGGCUUCAUCAGAGAGCUGGAACAAGAAAUCUCUGAGCUGGAGAGGAAAGGUGCUGAGCUGGAGCAGCUCUCACACUCUGAAGACCACCUCCUCCUCCUGCAAAACCUCCAGGCCCUGAAUGCUGCUCCACCCACCAAGAACUGGACAGAGGUCAGAGUCCGUUCUCCAUCUCAUGAGGGUAUUUUCAGGGCAGUUUCUGCUCCAUUGGUGGAUAAGCUCAUAACUGAUUUGAAGAAACUGCUACCUAAGACUGAGCUCAGAACUGCCCAGCAGUCUGCAGUGGAUGUGACUCUUGAUCCUGAUACAGCACAUCCACAACUCAUCCUGUCUGCAGAUGGUAAACAGGUACAUCAUGCUGAUGUCAGGAAGAAUCUCCCAGAUAACCGAAAAAGGUUUUCUACUGGUCUGUGCGUGGUAGGGAAGCAGGUCAUUUCUGCAGGAAGAUUUUACUUUGAGGUUCAGGUUAAGGGGAAGACUCAGUGGUGUAUAGGAGUUGCCAGAGAGUCAAUCAAUAGGAAGGGGCCACUCAAUAUUGAUCCUCAGAAUGGUUACUGGACUCUUGGUUUGAGGAAAGAAAAUGAGUACUGGGCUGCUACAUGCCGUCUCUAUUCAAAGUCAGAUCCUGAGAAGGUGGGGGUGUUUGUGGAUUAUGAGGAGGGUCUGGUCUUGUUUUAUGAUGUGGAUGCUGCCAAACUUCUCUACGCCUUUACUGGCUGCUGCUUCACUGAGAGGCUCCUCCCAUUCUUCUGCCCCUGUUUUAAUCAGGGUGCCAGAAACUCCACCCCUCUGAUCAUCUGUCCUGUCAAUUUUACCACGUAAAAUAACAUCAAGAAAAAGACUCACGACUUGUUGGAUGUAACAAAUCUCCAUAUUUAGUGAUAGUGUACAGAGCACUUUUGUUUUGUUUAGAUUCUCUUUAAUGUUGAUUUUUGCUUCUUUAUUAUAUGGAACUCAACGCUGCAACUAACCACUGUAAAGCAAUCAUUUAAAUACUCUUCUAUAAUGUAGUUUAAUUAAGUUUUACACUGACUGUAAAUAUCAAAAUAGCAGUCCAAUAGUCACAGGCCUAACCUGAAGUUGUUUUGUAUAUUUUUAUGUGAUUUGAGUUU